Molecule: messenger RNA, 381 nt
Organism: Ilex paraguariensis (yerba mate)
Lineage: Eukaryota; Viridiplantae; Streptophyta; Magnoliopsida; Aquifoliales; Aquifoliaceae
Source: the annotation of a GenBank genome assembly
AUGAGGGUAAGUGUGGAGAUGAUAGUUGAUAGACUACUCAAGAUGGACUUGGUGAAGAAAAAGUCAAGGUCGAAAAAUAAUGAGAGUGGAAUUGCCGGCGACAAUAUCUUUCCAAGCACAAUUAGAAGAAAAGGAUAUCAUGGUGGUCGUGGCCUUGACAUGGGAGGAGAUGGUGGCAGAGGCGGUGGCGCUAACGGUGAUGACAGUGAAGCUGCAGAGAUGGCAGAGGAAGAGAUGGUGGUGGAAAGGGCAGUGCCAAUGGUGAUAACAGUGGAGGUUCAGAUGGUUGUAGCAGUCCAAGGCCAACCAGAGGAGGAGACCGAGGUGGUCGUGGCAGAUGAGGAGUUGGUGGCGGGAGUGGGGCUUGUGACGGCUCACUGA